This is a messenger RNA of Amorphotheca resinae ATCC 22711, 228 nucleotides long. RefSeq lists its product as hypothetical. The transcript has 2 exons. The record is from RefSeq and is a predicted model, not a curated record. Lineage: Eukaryota; Fungi; Ascomycota; Leotiomycetes; Helotiales; Amorphothecaceae. Bases 1 to 228 code for a protein of 75 amino acids.
AUGUGCUAUCAACUUAUCCAAAUAUUUGACUGUGGCCACAAUAACGGAUCAACGCCUAUUCGAUGCAGAAACCCAACGAGCAAAUGUGGUGAAGUUUUUCUCAAACAAGAAUUAGGAGAGAUUACAGGGCUAUGUGCAUCGUGUCGAAAACCAGAGAAGACAAGAAAGUCUAAGGUAGAGGCGGAGGCGGGGGCGGAGGAUGAAGGGUACGAAACUAGCAAUGUCUGA